UUGACAGCGUAGGAGAACCAAACAGGGUGAAUUAUUUUCUACCCACACUCAAUAUAAAACCCAUUGACCAAAAUAAUCUGAAGUCUAUGGAACGUUGAGCAAGGCAGAAAAUUGAAGAGGUUGCUAAGCGAUCAAUGGAAACAGCUGCCACUGAAUAAUGUAGAAUUGAAGUAAGUUGAAUAUAUUUUACAUCAGACUGUAAAAUUAAUUUAAUACAACUAAAUACAUGUAUACAAACAUGUUAGGGGUAAAUGUGUUGUUUAAAGGGAUAUUGCACAUGAAGAAAUGACAGAAGCCACUGCACAAAUGCGAACCAUUAUUGAUGACUUGGGUGUUGGACUCAUGCCUGAUGCUUCUCCAACCUUACGUUCAAAAACUGCUACAUUUCCCCAUGAGCCUGAUUCAUCCAACACAGACAUCCAGGACCAAAUUGCAGAUAGUGAACUGAACAGAGAGAGAGAGAGAGAGAGCACUUCCUUAUUCCAAUUUCAGUCUGCUGCCACAUCUUCUGCUUGGACAGUCAAAAAAGUGAUGAGGGUAGCCAGGACAUGUUCGAGUCCCAGGAGUCUGCAUGCACAGCUGCCUCCAGUCAAUGAUGGAUCGGGCUCUAUUGCAACAUGCAGGGGCUGUGCAGAAAACACAAAGCUGCUACACACAAUUUGCUCCCCUGCUGGAAUUCUUGAAGACUGCAUUUCCUGUCAAAGUUUUUUGAAGCAUCGCAGACUUAGAAUUGAAAGCUAAAGUGGUGUCCUUAGUGCACAGACUAGGAAUAAAGGCGGACAUGCCAGUGAUCAUGCGAAGUGUAAACAAAUUUGCAGCAAGGAAGUUUGUUGACUUCCGAUCACAAACAAAAGUAAAGAGAGCCUUCUGCCAUGAACGAAAGCUGUUCAAGAAGAGACGAAGUGAGGUUUCCACUUCAAUGGAUUUCUGGUCUGAAUUUAAGACAUUCAGAAGGAUGGUGGAGGAGGACCAGGAUCCAUUGAAGUUGGAAAGGCUGAUGGCCAGGGAAGAAAAGAGGAUUGAGAGAUAUCAAAAGCUCCUCUAGAUUAAAAGAAAGAAGAACAAAGAAUAUACAAUGUGCAGUGAACACAAAUAAAAUUUAAAUUAUCCUGAUC
This is a messenger RNA of Ostrea edulis (European flat oyster), 1115 nucleotides long. RefSeq lists its product as uncharacterized. Lineage: Eukaryota; Metazoa; Mollusca; Bivalvia; Ostreida; Ostreidae. The transcript has 7 exons. The coding region runs from base 286 to 741 and encodes 151 amino acids. The record is from RefSeq and is a predicted model, not a curated record.